GGGGCGCUCGACCAGCGGGGCUUCCCCUUCGCGGCUCUCAAGCGCGCAGCGCACAGCGCACCGCUUCGUGGGGCAGAAGGCAGAAGCGAGAGACGCCGGCUCCCGGGGAAGCAUGCGUCCGGAGGAUGGCUGACGCUGGCCCAGACGGCGCUGCAGCCGCUCCCCCGGGCUGGCUUUCCCGAAGCGAGAGCAGAGGAAUGAACGCGGUGUGGGGGGCAUUGGCCUGCAUGUUCCUGGUGGCGACUGUCAGCGGUCUUCCAGCAGCCACGUUGCCUAUCUCAGACGCUGAAGACAGGUUCCCAAGAGAGCCGGCAGAUUAUUUAAGGAGUAAAACGGCUCUCCUCGAAGAAUUGGUGCUUGGAAGUGGCGACACCCUCAAACUCCUGUGCAUUACACCGGGCUCUUCUGUGUCUGUCUUCUGGUAUAAAGAUGGCACUGGGAUUUCACCUACUAAUCGAACUCAAAUUGGCCAAAAAAUGUUGAGGAUUAUCAAUGUGUCUUAUGAUGACUCUGGCCUGUACAGCUGUAAACUAAGGCACUCUGUUGAAAUGCUCAGGAACUUUACAGUACGAGUGACAGAAUCUCCGUCAUCAGGUGAUGAUGAAGAAGAAGAAGAUGAUGAUGAUGAUGAUGAAGAUGAUGAAUCUGAAAAUGGAGUUGCUCCUUAUUGGACCCAUCGUGAGAGAAUGGAAAGGAAGCUUUUGGCUGUGCCGGCUGCAAACACUAUUCGCUUUCGCUGCCCAGCUGCUGGCAAUCCUUCUCCCUCCAUAUACUGGCUGAAAAAUGGGAAAGAAUUUAAAGGAGAGCACCGUAUUGGUGGGAUCAAACUACGACAUCAGCAAUGGAGCCUUGUCAUGGAGAGUGUGGUUCCUUCGGACCGAGGCAACUACACCUGUGUUGUACAGAACAAAUAUGGUGUCAUUUGGCAUACUUACCAGCUGGACGUUCUUGAAAGAUCACCCCAUCGUCCUAUUCUCCAGGCAGGAUUGCCUGCUAACCAGACUGUGGAGGUUGGGAGUGAUGUCAAAUUCUACUGCAAAGUAUACAGUGAUGCUCAACCUCACAUCCAGUGGCUAAAACAUGUGGAGGUCAAUGGAAGCAAAUAUGGACCAGAUGGGACUCCCUAUGUCACUGUUCUAAAGACAGCAGGUGUUAACAAAACGGAUAAGGAGCUAGAAAUUCUGUACUUGCACAAUGUUACUUUUGAGGACGCUGGGGAAUAUACUUGUCUUGCUGGGAACUCUAUUGGGUUUACACAUCAUACUGCUUGGCUGACAGUAUUACCAGCAGAAAAGCGAGUUGCCGUGGAGGACUCCAGCUCUCUUUACACGGGCAUCCUCAGCUUUGGGACUGGCUUUGUUCUUUUCAUAUUAUUGGCAGUGGUGGUGGUGAUUUAUAGAAUUAAAAGACCACCCGAAAAACCUAUGAAUGCCACCACUGUUCAGAAAGUCUCCAAGUUCCCACUCAAGAGACAGGUGUCUUUGGAAUCCAACUCUUCCAUGAAUUCCAAUACGCCACUGGUCAGAAUCACUCGCCUUUCAUCCAGUGACGGACCAAUGCUAGCAAAUGUCUCAGAGCUUGAGCUGCCUGCAGAUCCCAAGUGGGAAUUGGCAAGAUCUCGCCUGACUCUAGGAAAACCAUUAGGUGAAGGCUGUUUUGGUCAAGUAGUGAUGGCAGAAGCAAUGGGGAUUGAUAAAGAAAAACCAAGCAAGCCUAUCACAGUAGCUGUCAAGAUGCUGAAAGAUGAUGCCACAGACAAAGAUCUUGCUGAUUUAGUGUCAGAAAUGGAAAUGAUGAAAAUGAUUGGGAAGCACAAAAAUAUCAUUAAUCUCUUGGGCGCCUGCACACAAGAAGGCCCUCUCUAUGUUCUGGUGGAAUAUGCAUCCAAGGGGAACUUACGGGAAUACCUCCGAGCUCGUCGGCCACCUGGAAUGGAUUAUUCCUUCGAUACCUGCAAGCUGCCUGAGGAACAGUUAACGUUUAAGGACUUAGUUUCCUGUGCCUACCAGGUGGCACGUGGGAUGGAGUACUUGGCAUCUCAGAAAUGCAUCCACCGAGACUUGGCAGCUAGAAAUGUCUUGGUCACUGAAGACAACGUGAUGAAGAUUGCUGAUUUUGGACUUGCCAGAGAUGUUCACAACAUUGAUUAUUACAAGAAAACAACCAAUGGCCGGCUGCCUGUGAAAUGGAUGGCUCCAGAAGCAUUAUUUGACAGGGUCUACACUCACCAGAGUGAUGUAUGGUCCUUUGGAGUGCUGCUAUGGGAGAUCUUCACUUUGGGAGGGUCUCCAUACCCAGGAAUUCCAGUUGAGGAACUUUUCAAACUCCUAAAGGAAGGCCAUCGCAUGGACAAGCCAGCAAACUGUACCCAUGAUUUGUACAUGAUUAUGAGAGAAUGCUGGCAUGCAGUACCUUCACAGAGGCCAACUUUUAAACAGUUAGUUGAAGACCUGGAUCGAGUCCUGACCGUGACUUCAACUGAUGAGUAUCUUGACCUGUCCGUGCCUUUUGAGCAAUAUUCCCCUGCAGGCCAGGAUACCCAGAGUGCCUGCUCUUCAGGAGAUGACUCUGUAUUUGCACAUGAUCUUCUCUCAGAUGAGCCCUCCUGUCUUCCAAAACAACAAGCAAAUGGCACCAUCAGGACAUGAUGAGAGACAGAGCUGCGAAAAAGAGACUCAUGAAUGUAUGUUUAGGAGAGGUUGAGAAAAAAAACCCCACAGGAGUUCUGCUCCAUAGCACAGAAGUAUUGUUGCGAAGCCAUGGCACAUAGCAUGUUCCCCCAUUUUGUUAAAAAAAAAUCAAAACAAUUAAGCACUGUUUGAUCUGCGAGAACCUUUGCAAGGUAGGAGCACCCAAACAGAGUGUUGUAUCUAGAAGGUGCUUAACCUUCAACCUUGAGUCAAAAUACAAUCGUCACCAUUGUGUGCCUGCAAUUCUGGGGUGGGGUAGUGGGGAGAGAGAGAACGUUACAACCUGCCUUUUUAUAAGAAAAGUGUGUACAGAAUAUAGAGAUACUUUUCAUUAAAAAAAAAAAAUCAGUACCAGAAUCUUUUUGGUGGAGUUCAAAAGCCACGUUGCCUGCAGAGAUUAAUACCACAGACGUAGAAACCUUUUUCAAAAUAUAUAUUCAUCAUCUGCUUUGAAGGAAUUUUAAAGCCAUUCUGAACAGUUAGUCACUCUUAAAAAGAAUUAGUUCUCUUAAAAGGUUGCCUUGGUUUUUCCACAGUCGAGAGUAACUGCCUCUUGCACUAGCAGUGAGAAUGGAAUAAAUGAAUAUAUGCAGGCAGGAUAGAACACAAAGGACUGGGGAGUGUUGCAAGCUGUAGUAAGUUGAGAGAGGGUUGGGGGUUCAUUUUUUAUGUAUGAUCAUGCUGUGAUUAAUUUGUUCUAAAUUCUUCCUAGUAUUUGCUUAAAAGCCUUAAAAAUCAUAAACCCAAAGUCUUGCUAUUCCCAAUAUUUAUUUACUUAUUUUCCACUGUGUAAAAAUUUCAGAUUGGAGCCUAAAAGUCCUCGCAACAAAUUGCUACAACCUUUUGCCAGAAAUAUAGCAGCAUUUUCUUUCUCCCAACAAAUACUUGGAGAAAAUAAUUACGGGUACCUGUAGGCAAGCGCCUUUUAACAUAUCAAAAAGUUCUAUUCACUAGAAUUGUGUAUAUAUCUAUAAAUAUAUAUUAUAUUUGUGUGUAUAUGAGUCUAAAAUAUUAAUGCAGCUGAAAGCAAGACUGAAAGAGAAUUCUCCAAAUAAGGUUUCCUGACUAGGAUGUAGUGAUCUAGGCUAAGAGAGAUUUCCUUUAUCUUGCCUGCUUUUUUGUUUUAAAAAUUAUAUCGUAACAUCAUGUAUAUUUGUAAAAUUAUUUAUAGAUAUUAACAGAUUUGUUCAUUGGUUUAAAUAGUUUAGUAUUAAUGUAUACAUUUAGUUUUCACCAGAUUUGAAGUUUUAAUUUAUUUGAAAGUAUGAGAAAAUAAAUUAAUCAGUAUUUUUCUUCUAAUUUUAUGGGAAAUAUUAAAAGAAUGUAUAGCUGUACAGCCAUUUAACAGUUGCUUUUAAUACAAUAUUUUCUUCUUUAAAAAAAGCAAAAAAUGUUUUUCCUGGAUUGUAGUCCAUAUAAAUUUGCAUGUAUUCUGUAGCACAUUAGUGUUAAAUCCAAACAGACAGCAGCAGAGAGUAUUUUUAUUUCAGUGCAAGAGCCAAGAAAACUUGCAUCACUUUUACCACUGUGCAUUAAAGGGGUGUGUGAGUUGCAUUUCCCCAUUUUUUGAAUGAAGGUAUUCUUUGUGGUUGAUUUAAUAACGAGUAUGCAGCAGAGCUGAAUGCUGACUGCAAGCAAUUGUGUGUUUUGAGUGUCUCUUACAAGUCCUAUUUGCAUUUUCAUGUUUGAGAAAUGAGGACAAAAUAAAGUAAUAUUUAAAUUAUAUAUGUAGGGGAAGUUUUGAUUAUUGUAUAGUCUUUGAGCCUAACAUUUUGUUUUGGAAAAUGCCAAGGUGGUUUUUCUUUUGUUUUUCUUUUUUGAAGCUGUACAUCCUAGAUAACUCUGUCAAAACAUUCUAGAUAACUAGGAAAAAUAAAGAAUGGAAUCUACUAUUCUAUGAUUCUAUGAAUAAGAUACAGAAGUUUGUAUUUGCAAGGAAUUUUUUACUACUACACAGAGAUGGCUGUAGUCAUUCCAAUGUCUUCUCUCUACAGAUGAGUAAUUUCACUAAAGUAACACAAUGGCUACCAUCCCCGUUUAGAAUUCAUUUUGUAAACACAAGGAUUUUAUUAAAAUAGUUAAAUUAUAGAUUUUAAGUUUCAGAGAUUUUUUUAAAAAAAUAGAUUUAUAUAGAUAACUACUUUUUUGAAAUAAAGAAUUAUAAUAUUUUCUUACCAUGUAUGCUAGUUUUGUACAUGCCAAGAAACUGAAAAAUUGCUAGCCCAAUCCAGUACAAAUGUGUGCCUGUUAUUAUAAAAAUAUAUGCAUAUAUAUAAUUUAUUGAGUUUUUACAAAGAUGUAUUUGGUUGCAAAAUUGUUGAUUCUUUAACAUUUCUUAUAUAAAUUUUUAGCCAGAAAAAAGCUUACUUCUUUAUAUCUUUUUUUCCUGCUGAUGUUGCAAGCUACAAGUUUGCAUACCUUGAGAUUUUGAUGUGCACCUUCUUGUUUUAGUUCUUCUACUUCCUGUAUUUUGUUUGUUUGGCAGCUGCAGCUGAUGUAAGUUGUAAAACACAAAAUAAAUCUAUUCUGCCUUUGUUUACCUGGCCCUAAUAAUAAUAAUAAU
Messenger RNA from Elgaria multicarinata webbii, 5253 nucleotides. RefSeq names its product fibroblast growth factor receptor 3 (gene FGFR3). Bases 126 to 2648 code for a protein of 840 amino acids. Gene Ontology annotation, molecular function: fibroblast growth factor binding; ATP binding; fibroblast growth factor receptor activity. Gene Ontology annotation, biological process: positive regulation of kinase activity; fibroblast growth factor receptor signaling pathway; positive regulation of MAPK cascade. Gene Ontology annotation, cellular component: signaling receptor complex; plasma membrane. The record is from RefSeq and is a predicted model, not a curated record. Lineage: Eukaryota; Metazoa; Chordata; Lepidosauria; Squamata; Anguidae. The transcript is spliced from 18 exons.